CUUGACUAGAGUAUCCAUAGCAUCCACAAAUGAAAUACCACAAGUAAAUGGAGAAACAACAUCCACAUAUGUCCUUAACAUCUAUUAAUAUUCAUGUGUCUUGUUGUAGUCUAGUGCCAAAGUUUAUUGGUCUUUCACAAGACAAAGAUCAUCAGAUUGAUUAGCCAUGGCAAGUAGGCUUGAUGAAGAAGCACCAUCCCCAGCAGCUGAAGAUCAAACCUCAGAGAAGUCUUGGCAGAAGAGUGAUAGGGAAUUUCUAAUGAUAAUGAUAACGUUCGUCGCAACCAUUGCUGGACGAACCCUCCCCGUGGUGUUUGGCAAGACGAUACCGACUGCAGUGUUUGAUGGAGACAACUACCAGGUUUGGGCAGUUCAUAUGAAGGCAUAUAUGGAAGCUUUGGAUAUUUGGGAAGCUGUGGAAGAGGGUUAUGAAAUUCCUGACCUCCCAAACAAUCCUAUCAUGGCACAAAUUAAAUUGCAGAAGGAGAAAAAGACAAGAAAAUCCAAGGCAAAGGCUUGUUUGUUUGUUGCAGUCUCAUCUACUAUAUUCACUCGGAUUAUGACUCUAAAAAAUCAGCAUAUGAGAUAUGGAAUUAUCUCAAGUCAGAGUAUGAGGGAGAUGCAAGAAUCAAAGGAAUGCGUGUGCUAAAUUUGAUUCGAGAAUUUGAGUUGGAGAGGAUGAAGGAAACAUAAACAAUUAAAGAGUAUUUUGAUAGGUUAUUGGGCAUAGAAAACCGAAUCAAAUUACUUGGUUCUAUAUUUAAGGACUCAAGAAUUGUUGAAAAGAUUCUUGUAACAGUGCCUGAAAAAUUUGAGGCAUCUAUUUCAUCCUUGGAAAAUACCAAGGAUCUAACUCAAAUUACUCUUGCAGAAAUUCUCAAUGCUUUACAAGUACAGGAGCAAAGAAGAGCUAUGAGGCUAGAAGGUGCUGUUGAAGGAGCCUUACAAGCCAAACAUGAGAAUGCAAGGAACAACAAGAAGAAUCAAAAUCUUAAUAGAGAAUCCUCAGCCAACAACAAAGUAGGAGUUAAAAAGAGGUCCUAUCCUCCAUGUCAACAUUGCAAUAGAAAGGGUCAUCCUUCUUUCAAAUGCUGGAGAAGAUCAGACGCCAAGUGCACUAAAUGUAACCAAAUGGGGCAUGACGCUGUAAUUUGUAGGAGCAAGAAUCAACAGCAAGAUGAAGAGGCUAAGAUUGUUGAUCAGGAGGAGGAGGAGAAGGAUCAAUUGUUUGUGGCUACAUGUUUCGUGGGUAGUGAAUCAAACGAAACCUGGCUAAUUGAUAGUGGUUGCACCAAUCAUAUGACUUAUGACAAGGAAUUGUUUAGAGAUUUGAAGCCAACUAACAUCACCAAAGUAAGAAUCGACAAUGGGGAUUACAUUUUUGUCAAAGGAAAAGACACUGUUACGAUUACAAGCUAUAUAGGUACAAAACAUAUACAAUAUGUUCUCUUUGUUCCCGACAUUAACCAUAAUUUAUUGAGUGUGGGUCAACUUAUUGAAAAAA
Benincasa hispida (wax gourd) is the source of this 1504-nucleotide messenger RNA. RefSeq lists its product as uncharacterized. The record is from RefSeq and is a predicted model, not a curated record. Lineage: Eukaryota; Viridiplantae; Streptophyta; Magnoliopsida; Cucurbitales; Cucurbitaceae.